Messenger RNA from Aureococcus anophagefferens, 2505 nucleotides. RefSeq lists its product as hypothetical. Gene Ontology annotation, molecular function: oxidoreductase activity, acting on paired donors, with incorporation or reduction of molecular oxygen; heme binding; monooxygenase activity. Lineage: Eukaryota; Pelagophyceae; Pelagomonadales; Pelagomonadaceae. The transcript is spliced from 3 exons. The record is from RefSeq and is a predicted model, not a curated record. Bases 1 to 2505 code for a protein of 834 amino acids.
AUGCCGAAAAACGCGGCGACGGAGCUGUGCGUCCACUGCCUCGCGCUCCACGCCAAAACGGGCGCCGACGAGUCCCUCGCGGCCCUCGCCGCCAAGGAGCUGCGGGCGCGGGUCCGGGGCCCCGAGAAGAAGAAGGACAAGCUCCACCGCAAGGCCGUGACGGCGUUCGCCAAGGCCCUCGGCGCCGCCGCGGCCGUCGACGACGCGACGCGCGACGACCUGCUGCUCCUCUUCGCGCGCCUCGCGGGCUGUUAUACUCGAAGCGGCCGAGUGAAGGCCUUCCCGCCGGAGGGCGCGCGCUUCGUCGCCAAGGCCCUCGCCGAGGGCCUCCAGCCCCUCAACGCGGAGACGUCCGCGACGCUCCCCUCGCGCGUCAAGGCGCCCACGCAAAAGCGCGUCGCGUCCGGAUCCUUGAGCGGGCUCGUCGGCUACGUCGGCCUCUCGCCCUGCACCACGUGGCUCCGGAAGGCCGUCUAUAAGGCCGCGGCCGCGAAGAGCCCCGCGCUCCGGAGCGCCGCGGAGCAGAUCCUCGCCAAGCUCGCGAUCCCCGUCGCCGCGGUCCUCGCCGCGGCGAACGCGCCCUCCGACGGCGCCCUCGACGGCGACCUCAAGGUCGCGGAGCUCAUCCUCACCGAGGACGUCCUCCUCGUCGUCGCCAACCUCUGGCACGCGACGCACUGGGACGUCCUCGAGAACACGGCCCUCGCGGCCGCCAACGACGCCGCGCAAAAGGCCCGGCGCGCCACCGAGCGCGCGGCGUCCGAAGCACGUCGACGCUGGUCAUCCCGAAGGACACAGCCGCGGGAGCAGGCGCGCGGUGCCCGAGCCACGAUGCUGCCACCCAUCCUCUCCGCGUCGAAGCUCGAUGAGCUCGAAAUCAUGGGCCGCGGCAAGCAAAACCCCGCGCCGCCGUCCCUGCAGACGACCACGAAGAGCCUCUGCGGCUCCCUGCGGCGCGCGGCGGCGCGGCGCGGGGGCGAAGCGGUCGCCGUCGCCGCCGUCGUCGCCGCGAUCGCCGCCACGCACGACGUCGGCGCCUGCGCGACGUGGGCCGCGGCGAUGGCGCCGCCCGCGGUCGCCGCGGCGGUCGCGUACCAGUACUUUUUGCGGUUCCGCGUCUACGGCGCGUGGCCGAGCGCGCCGUUCCCGACGACGUUGCCGCUGCUCGGCAACGCCGUCGUCGCCGCGCCGGCCUUCAUGCGGUUUCUGUUGCGGGAGGCGAAGAAGCGCGACGGCCUGUUCCUCUUCUGGCCGGGCGGCGUGCGGCCCAUGUGCGUCGUCGCGACUCCCGCGGCGGCCAAGGCCGUGCUCGGGUCGUCGCGGGCCUUCCCCAAGGGCGAGGACUACCGCGACAAGUUCGGGUUGGUGUUCGGCGACGGCCUCGUGACGAGCAUGGGCGAGAAGCACGCGCGCGCGCGCCGCGUUUUGGGAAAGUACUUCGCGAAGCCGCGCUUGGAGGCCCACGCGCCGUCCAUCGCCGCCAUCUUCGACUCGACGGCCGACGAGCUCUGGGACGCGCGCCUCGCCGACGGGCCCUGCGACAUCGACGUGCAGGAGUUCUUCCACAUCGCGACGCUGCGCGCGUUCUGUUCUGCGAUGAUCGGCGAGGACAUUUUGACCUGGAAGCUCGAGGGCUACGAGGCGCGGGGCGCCGUGGCCAAGUACGUGGCCACGGAGGUGAGCUUCGGGUCCAACGUCGUGGGCGAGCACAUGCUCUACAACAUCCCGAUGUCGCGGGCGUUCCCGCGCGUGCGGCGCCUCGCGGCGUCGUGCGCGGCCGUGCGGCGCCAGGUCUUCAUGCCCUUGAUCGAGCGGCGGCGGGCCAUGGUGCGGGCGGGCGCGGCGCCCGACGACUGCCUCACGGCGCUCGUCGCGAGCGACGGCGACGAGGCGUUCUCGGACGACGAUUUGCUAGAUCAGUUGGUCACCCUGGUCGGCGCGGGCCACGACACGUCGGCCUACUUUUGCUGCUACGGCGCGUUGAUGCUCGCGAAGCACCCGGACGUGCAGGCGCGGCUCCGCGCGGAGCUCUCGGAGGGAAAGAGCGACUGGUCGGACUCUCUCCUGAAACGCGUCGUCAUGGAGGUGCUCCGGUUGUACCCCGUGAUCCCCAUGGUCACGCGCCAGUGCGCGAAGGCGACGGACCUGGUCGACGACCACGGCGCGAAGAAGCGCGUGCCCCAGGGGUCGCGCGUGCUCGUGCCCUUCUUUUUGAUGAACCGGCUCCCGCGGCUCUGGGGCGACGACGCCGCGGCCUUCGACCCGGACCGCUGGCUGCCCCACCAGCGGGCGCACCGCUCCGACGGCGUCAUGCUCGCGAGCCAGGGCCGCACGUGCAUCGGCUACGCGCUCGCGCUCCUCGAGAUGCGCGUCUUCUUCGGCCGGCUCCUGGACCGCUACGUCCUCGAGGACGUCCCCGGCUUCGCGCCGACGAUCAAGGCCGGCGUCUCGCUCACCGUCGAGAACCCCAAGGGCAUCAAGGUCCGCUUCCGCAAGCGGGUCUAG